AUUUUUCAGAAGAAUCAGUUCAUGAAGUUUUCAACUCGAGAAAAUCUCGUUGCAGCUGAAGCCGAUUUCCUGCGUUUCUCGUGUUGUAUGAAUCCACACAAUGGAUGGCUUAGAUCUUUUAUUGAUGUACCAAGGAAUAUAAGGUGCGGAGGAUUUGCUUUAUACACGUGUGUGGGCUAUGUUCGAUUGAUGCAAUUUGCAGCGUAUGAAUGUAGAGAAUUGAGCAACGGGCCUUGGUUCACAUGAUCUACUAUGAAUAUGUCUGAAAUGACAACGGAGUCUGCUAAGAAGGUUGAUCCAGUAGUUUCCCGCGCUACAAUUCAGCAUUCUGCUGCUCGAUUCAAAAGAUGGGGCAGGAAGUAUCCGUUUAUCAGAUACGGGCUUCCAUUCAUUUCACUCACUGUGCUAGGGACAGUUGGCCUUGGUCAUCUCUUACAUGGGAGUAAAGAAGUGGCCAAGGUAAAGGAUGAUCAUGAGUGGGAAAUCAUAGAGACUACGAAAGCACUUUCGAGAACAGGACCUGUAGAUGGUUAUAAGCCAAAGAAGAUUUCAUUGGAGGAAGAGCUGAAGGCUUUGCAGCAGAAAGUAGACAUAAACAGCUAUGAGUACAAGAGAAUUCCCAGGCCAGAUGAAGGGAACUCAAGCAAGAAGUAGCUCCUCACUCCCUUUUUGCCGGUUUCUUUGAUAUGACAUAACCUUCACAUCUGUAGACAUCUGUCUUUAGUAAGGUACGAUGUGAUCACUUUAAUCUACUAUUGGCUAUGUUUGAAUGCACUAUCCAAUCAAAUUGCACUUAUUAAUUUAAUGAGCUGGAAUUAACCAAAAUUUAAUGCUGUUAGGGCCUGUUUGGGUGCCACAUAAAACUGAAUUCUUCAUUUUAUUUAAUCCUAAUUAUCUAUUAGAGAUCUUCUUCUUUUUUCUUUAUUUGGCAGGGUUUAAAAACAUAACCUACAAUUUAUAUAAAUUAUGAUGUCUAGUACAUGGUUGAUACCAACCAAAAUGAGAUGAUCACUUUUAAGUGGCACCCAAACAUGCCCUUAGCAUUAUCGUUGAGGUUCUGGCAGGAAAAUUGCAAUUUCAAUACUUUCAAGUUGGACCUGAAAGGAAUGUGACUGCAAUUCGAGGGCUACUUCCUUUCUUGAUUAUUAGAAAACAUCAUUAACGUUUGCCAUUUCCUCUCUUGGUUAAACUAAAUGUUCUUAAUGCAGUUCACUUGGGUAUCGAAAUGCUACGUGAAAUUCUCAUUCUCUGUUACCCAUGCCAUCCAUAGCUUUUCAUCCACUUAUGUCCAUAUUGUAAUAACUAUCUUUAACUGAUGAUAUGGUCCUUGAUAGAGUGGAAUGGUGGAACAUGACUCAUGUAGCCGAUCCCAAAUAGUUGGGACAAGGAUUAGAUGAUGAUAAUUAUGAUUGUAAUAACUAUUUUUGAACCCCACCUUCAAUAUGAUGCUUGCAAUUCUAUAACAUCCACAAGAUUUUCAGACCA
This is a messenger RNA of Magnolia sinica, 1485 nucleotides long. RefSeq lists its product as uncharacterized. Lineage: Eukaryota; Viridiplantae; Streptophyta; Magnoliopsida; Magnoliales; Magnoliaceae. The record is from RefSeq and is a predicted model, not a curated record. Gene Ontology annotation, cellular component: mitochondrial membrane. The coding region runs from base 253 to 654 and encodes 133 amino acids. The transcript has 5 exons.